CGCGCUCCGAUAGUCGAGCCUCAAACUCCCGACGGGAAGAGUGAAGUAUUUUAAACAGAUAUCAUUGAACCAUGGAGCAUCUGGCCGUUGACGAAGUAAACUUCUACCCCCAAGAGAACGCAAAGCAACAUAAUACAGACAAGUAUGAACUGGUGAAUGCUGAGGACCCAGCGGUCAUCGUGAGACGGGGACAGCUGUUCAAAGGCCACAUCCAAUUCAACAGGGCUUACGAUGAGCAGUCGGACGUUGUACAGCUAGUCUUCACAUUAGGCGACUCAAACACGAGGGAAACUAAGGGAUUCAUGUUAUUGAAACGCGAGGCCGUCGCCGAAAAGCAUACGUGGAGCGCAAAGCUCACCGAUGUGCGAGAGAACACGGUGUAUUUCGAAGUUUCGACGCCAGUGGAUUUGCCAGUAGGGUGCUGGGCGCUAAGCGUGGUCACGCGCAAGGGCAUGUGCGGGAGGAAUACCUAUAUCUACGAUCGGGAGUUGUUCAUCCUCUUCAACCCAUGGAACCCUGAUGACCAAACCUACAUGGAAGACAGUGCUUUGCUCCAAGAGUAUGUCCUCAACGACGUUGGCAAGGUGUGGAUGGGCCCCAUUCGGACCGAGCGUGGGAAGCCGUGGGUCUUCGGCCAAUUUGAUACUGACGUGUUUCGAGCCGUCAUGUUCAUGCUUGAGCGUUCGAAGAUGCCGCUGGGACAACGCGGCGACCCUAUCCGUCUUUGCCGCAUUAUCUCCAAAAUGGUUAACGCCAACGACAGAGAUGGCGGGGUACUAGCCGGCAACUGGAGUGGGGAUUAUGAAGGAGGCACAGCACCUUACGAUUGGACGGGCUCCGUGGAUAUCAUGCAGGAAUAUCUCCAGACGAAGCGGAGUGUGGCGUAUGGGCAGUGUUGGGUGUUUGCUUGCGUUACUACUACGGUGUGUCGUGCCCUCGGUAUCCCCUCCCGCGUAGUCACCAAUGUAGUGUCUGCCCACGAUACGGACUGCACUCUGUCGAUAGACAAGUACUACAACGAGGCCAUGGAUGACACCACAGGAUCAGAUUCCAUAUGGAACUUCCACGUGUGGAAUGAUGCGUGGAUGGCAAGGCCUGAUCUUCCAUCGGGUUAUGGCGGCUGGCAGGCAAUCGACGCGACUCCGCAGGAAAGGUCAGAAGGCAGGUUCCAAUGCGGACCAGCGUCUCUCGAGGCCAUCAAGAAGGGAGACUUGGGACUGAACUACGAUGUAGCUUUCGUGCUGGCAUCGGUCAACGCCGACGUGCUACGCUGGCGAAUAGACCCGGAUUCGGAGCUGGGGCAUUCGGUGGUUGAAACUGAAAAGGAUUACGUCGGGCAAAUGGUGCUCACGAAGAAGCCCCUAGUCUUUGACCCUCAGGGAGACGAGGAUUGCGAAGACAUCACUGAUCAGUACAAGUAUUCCGAGGGUUCCACUGCAGAGCGGGUGGCGCUUAUGAAUGGUGUAUGCCACUCUGAGAGGGCUAAGAGAUAUUAUGAGUUAGCGAGUAAAGUGAAAAGUGACGUGUCGUUCAAGUUGCGUGACAUCGACGCUGUGGCUAUCGGAAACGACUUCCGCAUCGUUGUGGAUAUUGACAACAAGUCUGAUGAGCCGCGAAACAUCAAGGCUGUGCUGACUGCGACCAGCGUGUUCUACAACGGAGUGCGAGCGGAACAGGUGAAGACAGUGCAAGGAAAGAUAUUUGUUGGACCUAAGAAACACGAAGAAAUCGUCAUCGACGUAACAGCAGACGAUUACCUUCCCAAGCUAAUUGAAUACUGCAAUGUGAAGAUAUCCGCCAUGGCAUUAGUCGAUGAGACGAAACAGUGCUGGGCGGACGACGACGAUUUCCGAGUUAUGAAACCCACCAUUAACAUCAAGUUCAACGACAAUCUAGUAAAGAACCAGCCAGUAGAAGCCUUCCUUUCUUUCCUGAACCCACUGGACCGGUCAUUAUCCGGCUGUGAGUUCCGCGUCACCUCGCUCGGACUAGCCGGACGGACAGUAAAGGUUCCGGCCGAUGAUACUCCGGCUAAGAAGAGAAUUGUUGCUAGCCUCAUGGUCACACCUAAUACACUUGGCCAGGUCCACAUAGUGGCAACAUUUACGUCGAACGAGCUCAAGGAAAUCACCGGCGCCGCUACUGCUGACGUUACCAGUUAGAACUAUAACUUAAUAUUUUCAAUAAAGAAAAUUCUCAAUAGUUAUUU
Leguminivora glycinivorella is the source of this 2209-nucleotide messenger RNA. RefSeq names its product hemocyte protein-glutamine gamma-glutamyltransferase-like. The coding region runs from base 72 to 2162 and encodes 696 amino acids. Gene Ontology annotation, biological process: peptide cross-linking. NCBI's taxonomy places the organism in Eukaryota, Metazoa, Arthropoda, Insecta, Lepidoptera, Tortricidae. Gene Ontology annotation, molecular function: protein-glutamine gamma-glutamyltransferase activity. The record is from RefSeq and is a predicted model, not a curated record. The transcript has 15 exons.